Messenger RNA from Brachypodium distachyon (stiff brome), 1347 nucleotides. RefSeq lists its product as uncharacterized. Lineage: Eukaryota; Viridiplantae; Streptophyta; Magnoliopsida; Poales; Poaceae. The transcript has a single exon. The coding region runs from base 567 to 1058 and encodes 163 amino acids. The record is from RefSeq and is a predicted model, not a curated record.
UCAAUUAAUCAUCACCAACCCCAUCUCUUUCUAACCAUCAUCCGUAUGGUAUGGCUCUAAUUUCAGACCGAUGAUGCGGGUUAGGUUAGGUACCCGAAGUACCCCGUAUGAAAACAAACCGAGUCUAGGCAACCAUGCAUGCAUGAUCAUCCAUUACACUUGUUCUGGGGUGAAAACCCGUGAUCUCGAUCUGGCCUUCGUUGAUGGUAUCCUGCAACGGUGACACAUACACCCAAGGCCUUGCCGCUGUCAUGGUCGAACCCAGUCUCUAGGAUGAAUCCAUGAUACGGGCCAUGAUACUAGGCGUACAGUAUGGUUUUCGUUUCUUGUAAUUCUUCUAUGUAGUCCGCUUUGUUGUGUCAGGGUCCUCCGGUUAUCUGUCACCGGCGGGGCCCUUGACGUACACAGCAAACACGUUGCACAGUACAAGCGCAAACACUAGCUGUUGCACCGUAGCACGUCCUGAUCGAUCUGCUGCUGGUACUACGUGCUUGAUCGACCUGACUCCUGAGCCUCCCCACGAGCAGCCCCAAACACAACACUUGUUCUCCCUUCCUUCUCUCGUCAUGCCGCCGCUGACGACGAGAAGCAGCGGCUCCUUCUCCUACCGCAAGCUCAAGAAGCUCCCCCCGCCCCCCACCGAUCACGAGCACGACGACUCCGCCGCCGCCACUGCUGCUGCCAUCCAGGACUACUACAGCCAGGCGGCCACCGCCAUCUUCGCCACGAGGGGGAGGACGAGGAGGAGGCCCUCGUAUGCUACCGGGCGUCGUCGGCGGCGGCUGAGGAUCUCGGGCCUGGCGAGGCUGCUGCGGCGGAAGGCGGCGGCGGUGGGCGGGCGGGUGCGGGCGUCCGUGGCGAAGGUGGUGGGGCGGCUCAGGGAGGGCGGGCCCUACGUCGGGGACCUCUUCGCCGGCAACUACCUCUUCCUCCAGGUCACGCCGUCGUCGUCGUCGUCGUCGGCCGGGCGGCGGCUCGACGGAGGGUUCUUGCCUUAUUACUACGAGGUCAAGAACAAGCAGGCCGCCGCUGUACAACAAGGCUUGAUCCGUGCAUAGUUCUCCGGUACUCUCCCCGGUAGUCCAGUGCAUGCAUGGAUGGAUUAAUUACUGCUUGGUGGAUUUGUCUGAUGAUUAGGUUGGUUCAAUUUGCUUGCUUGUGCAAAUUGUGAUCCAAGAGUGCCUCCUGUAGGGGAAUAAAAAACAUGUGCGAAGACAAGUUGUAUGGUUAUCUUAUCUGUGUCUUUUGAGUAUAUACGGUUAAUUUUUUAGGGGAGUUUUCUUUCUGUCCUUAAGAGUUUGUAAAUCCGAACCCUAUAUAUGAUAAUUGAAUGGAUUAUGAAAACAA